Messenger RNA from Haliaeetus leucocephalus (bald eagle), 639 nucleotides. Its product is annotated as noggin-2-like. The transcript has a single exon. The record is from RefSeq and is a predicted model, not a curated record. NCBI's taxonomy places the organism in Eukaryota, Metazoa, Chordata, Aves, Accipitriformes, Accipitridae. Bases 1 to 639 code for a protein of 212 amino acids. Gene Ontology annotation, biological process: negative regulation of cell differentiation; dorsal/ventral pattern formation; negative regulation of BMP signaling pathway.
AUGACGGCGAUCCGGGCGCUCCUGCUCUGCUCCUGCCUGGGGCUGCUGCGACCGGGGGGCGGGCAGCCCUUCCUGCGGCUGCGACCCUCGCCCAGCGACAACCUGCCCGUCAAAGACAUCGUGGAGCACCCGGAUCCCGAGUACGACCCCAAGGAGCAGGACCUGGACGAGAGGACUCUGAGGAAGAAGCUGGGCAGCCAUUUCGACCCCGGUUUCAUGGCCGUGGCCGUGCCGGGGCCGGCCAACGCCUCGGGCGCCGAGGCGGCGGCGGGGCGGGGGCGGGCGGCGCUGCCGGCCGAGCUGCGGCGGCUGGAGCUGGGUCCGCCCCAGGGACCGCGCCUCAAGGUGGGCAAGAAGGCGCGGCGGAAGGUGCUGCAGUGGCUCUGGGCGUACACCUACUGCCCCGUCCUCUACACCUGGAAGGACCUGGGCGUCCGCUUCUGGCCCCGCUACAUCAAGGAGGGCAACUGCUUCGCCGAGAAGUCCUGCUCGCUGCCCGAGGGCAUGUUCUGCAAGCCCGUCAAGUCGGUCACCAAGACCUUCCUGCGCUGGCACUGCCAGGGCUGGUCCAGCCAGAAGUACUGCACCUGGAUCCCCGUGCAGUACCCGCUCAUCUCCGAGUGCAAGUGCUCCUGCUAG